Messenger RNA from Cladocopium goreaui, 948 nucleotides. The record is from the annotation of a GenBank genome assembly. NCBI's taxonomy places the organism in Eukaryota, Dinophyceae, Suessiales, Symbiodiniaceae.
AUGGCGAUUCGGCUCAGGAUCUACUUACCUUACCUCAGCAGUUGGUCGGAGACGGCGUCCACGUUGCCACAAUUGGUGACGGCCGUGACGGAAUGUUUCUCCGCGUCGCCGCCGGUCUACUCCACCACCACGGCACAGAGGCCGACGCAAGAGCAACAAGCAGCGCAGCCUGCGCAACAAGGCCCAGUGGCUGGCGUCUUGAACUUCCUGGGUUUGGGAGGUCAGCAAUCCAGCCCAGCGCAGCCUGCGCAGCCUGCGCAGCCGACGCCAGUAGUUAAGGCCGUGCCGGUUGCGAAAGCGGUAGCGCAGCCCGUUCAGGGGCCUGUGGCCACCGUCAUCGCGACCACCGUCUCGUCGCGAAAUGAAAAGGAAGAGCUGACCAAAGCCGUGACCGCCAUCAUGAAGGAAAGAUGGCCUGGAAUUGUGGAGCCUUUAACCAAAGACUUGAAAGAACAGAUGACCAGGAAGGAAGAGCUGCAAACUGCACAGGCAAAGGUUGAGCAGGAAGAGAAGAGGCUGCAGGAUGCAGUUGCUGAAGUUGAGCAGCAGACGCAAGAGCUGCAGAAGGUUGAAAGUGAGUUGGACACCUUCAUCCAGGCAGAGAGUGGUCGCGAGAACUUUGACCCCGAGGCUUUCGUUGAGACGAUGGAGCCAGACAGACGCCAGGUGCUCGACUUGCUUUCGGAGGAGUUGUCCUAUGAGGAGCUUCUGACCGCCCUGGAUGAGCUUUUGGCGUCCCGAAAAAUUGGCGUCGAGGAUUUCAUGCGGGAGGUACGAGACGUGAGCCGCCAGCAGUUCAUGUGCAAGAUGAAGAGGAAGAAGGCUGAAAAAGCCGUGAACGCGGCGAAUGGUGUGGAGGCCCCUGCCGUUGCCGCCGUCGCAACCGCUGCUGCGGUGCCAGUGGCACCACCACCACCACCAGUCCAACGAACUGCGGUUGCUGCUUGA